Molecule: messenger RNA, 915 nt
Organism: Fimicolochytrium jonesii
Lineage: Eukaryota; Fungi; Chytridiomycota; Chytridiomycetes; Spizellomycetales; Powellomycetaceae
Product: NLI interacting factor-like phosphatase-domain-containing protein
Exons: 4
Coding region: 1-915 (304 amino acids)
Molecular function (GO): protein serine/threonine phosphatase activity
Source: RefSeq, a predicted model, not a curated record
AUGUUGACCAGCACCACAGCGGGGGGAAGUCUAGGCAGAUAUUCAUCGUUGAGAUCAUCCUCGAAUGGAAGUUCCACCAGCGUGUACGCUGGAGGAUCCCUCUCAUCCGCAACGGGCAGGACCCCACUGCCUCGGCGGUCCCGGCGUCUGAAAGAAAAGCAGCUCGCCCAGAACGGGUUCGCUCCCGGAGAGGGUGGUGGCGCCACCAGCACCUCCGCCUCAUCCUCCUCCGACGGCGACCUCACCGAAUCCGCCACCAGCGAAACCGACGGCGGCAGCCCCCGCCCCCUCGGCCGCUUACGUUCCAUUCCCUCCUUCACAUCAGACGGCGAGUACUCCUCCUCCUCAUCCCUGUCGCAUAUACCCCGCCACAUUUCGUCGCCGCGAAGACAUAGACAACCCGUUAAGAAGACCCUAAUUCUGGAUCUGGACGAGACGCUGAUACAUUCCACGUCGAGGGGAAGCAAGUACCAUCAUCAUAUGGUGGAGGUUUUGGUGGAUCGGCAUGUGUGUCUUUACUAUGUGUAUAAGCGGCCCCAUUGUGAUUUGUUUCUCAGAAAGGUCAGUGAAUGGUACAAAGUGGUAAUAUUCACGGCAUCGAUGGCCGAAUACGCGGAUCCGGUCGUCGACUGGCUCGAUCCCCAGCGCAAGAUAUUUGCCGCCCGCUAUUUCAGACAGUCAUGUCUAUUACGGCACGGCUUCUACAUCAAAAACCUCGCAGUCGUAGAACCCGACCUCUCCCGCGUCUGCCUCGUCGACAACUCGCCAAUAUCCUACCAACUAAACGAAGACAACGGCAUCCCAACAGACACCUGGGUCGGCGACACGCAGGACGAAGGCCUGCUGGACCUCCUCCCAUUUUUGGACGCCCUGCGGUUCGUGGAGGAUGUGAGGCAUGUCAUCUCGAUGAAAUAA